This is a messenger RNA of Dermatophagoides pteronyssinus (European house dust mite), 1765 nucleotides long. RefSeq lists its product as uncharacterized. NCBI's taxonomy places the organism in Eukaryota, Metazoa, Arthropoda, Arachnida, Sarcoptiformes, Pyroglyphidae. Gene Ontology annotation, molecular function: GTP binding; GTPase activity. The record is from RefSeq and is a predicted model, not a curated record.
GAUUCAUUGAUCAUUUCAGCAUUUUGAAACAUAUCAAACAUAUCAAAUCAAAUGAUAUCAAUCAUUUUCAUAUUAUUAAAAUUACCGAAACCAUACAUAUCAAGAUGCAGAAUAAUGAUGCCUCUUUUACUUCCACUUCAUCUUCAUCUCAACACCAUCAUCAACAACAACAACAACAACAGCCACAACAACAAUGGUCAUCAUUUUCACGUCCAAUGUCAAGUCAAGCAAUGACAAAACGUGAUCGUUAUCAAUAUAGCCCGUCCAUGUCAUUAUCGGCAAGUACAUCACCACAGCCACAAUUAUCACCAUCAAAUAAACAACCAUCACCAAUAAUGAUGAUGAUGAUGAUGAAUAAAUCACCAUCAACAUCAGCAGCAACAAUAACAACAAAUAAUAUUGCUGCACGUAGCCCGACAGAUCAAUUAUUAGCCAAUUAUCAAUGUGGUACAUUGAAUGCAAGUACACCACCAUUAUCACGAAGACGAAGACAUUCAAAAUUACAUUUACGUAUUGCAUCCGAAUUAAGUGUUGAUCAAAGUGAAAGUAAUUCAAAUACAAUAUCAAAUAUUAGACAAGAAUCUAAUAGUUCGGUACAGAAUCUUAAUCAAAUUAAUAAUAAUAGUAAUGUAAGACCAAUGAAAGAAAGAUAUAGAAUUGUUAUAUUAGGAUCAAGUGCUGUUGGUAAAACAGCAAUUGUUGAAAGAUUUUUAUAUGGUCUUUUUUCUGAACGUCAUUGUGCAACGGUUGAAGAAUUACAUAAAGGUGAAUAUGAAAUACCAGGUGGUGGAUGUAUACCAUUAGAAAUUCUUGAUACAAGCGGAUCAUUUGAAUUUCCAGCCAUGCGAAGAUUGGCCAUUUCUACAGGAGAUGCAUUUGCAUUAGUCUAUUCAAUCGAUGAUCAAUCAUCAUUUGAAGAGAUAAAAAAUAUUCGUGAAAUGAUUAAAGAGAUUAAAGGUAAUCAACAACCAAUGCCACCGAUUGUUGUUGUUGGUAAUAAAGCUGAUCUUGAUGAUGAUGAUGAUGAUGUUGAUGUUGAUGAGAAUAAUGAUGAUGAUGAUGAUGAUAAUGAUGUUGAUCAUAAUAAUGAUAAUCAGAAUGAUGAACAGGAUCGACAGAAAAAAAUCACUAAACAAACAACAAAACGACGACAAGUUAAAAUGGAAAUGGCCGAAUGUGAAUGUAUUGAUUGGGAACAUGGUUUUGUUGAAUGUUCAGCUAAAAUGAAUAAAAAUAUUGUGAAUAUUUUUUCCUGUAUGUUAAUACAGGCACGUUUAAAUGGAACAUUAAAUGUUUUACCAAAAUAUAGCUCAAAAGGUCAUCAUCAUCAUCAUCAUCAUAAUCAUCCACAUAUCCAAGAUCAUCAUCAACAACAACAACAACAACAAGGAUCUGGUAAUCGUUUUCAACAAAGACGACGAUCAAGUUUACCAAUAAGUGAAUUAUUUCAUCGAUCAUCAUCAUCAUCAUCAACAACAUCAAGAUCGAUAAGUGGACAUGGAAAUUCAUCAUCAUUUACAAAGAAUAGUUGUACACCUUCUUAAAUCACCUAAUAUUUGUUUGUUUGUUUGUUUUUUCUUUGAUCACCAUCCAUUUUGUGAAGCAAUAGAAUUGAUAAAAAAAAACAGCAAUUGCAAUACACAUCACUCUACAUAUCAAUCGAUGUUUCUAGUCAUUUUUUUUUGAUUAACACUAAUUAACUUCAUUUUUUUUUCUUCUAAAUCUAAUGCCAAUCCGAACCAACCAACCCCGAAUGAAAAUAAGC